This is a messenger RNA of Phytomonas sp. Hart1, 747 nucleotides long. The record is from the annotation of a GenBank genome assembly. NCBI's taxonomy places the organism in Eukaryota, Euglenozoa, Kinetoplastea, Trypanosomatida, Trypanosomatidae.
AUGCCUGCUGUCGAGGUCCCUGGGACCAACCCUCCUCCGCCUCUUCCAAUUAUUUCCCCCUCCAUCCUCUCCUGCGAUUUCACGCGUCUGGCGGAGGAAUGCGAGACGAUCCUGCCCUCCUCCCCCAACGAAAAGCAACCGACAGCCCAGCCCGGCUGUGAGUGGGUCCACGUGGACGUAAUGGACGGGGAUUUCGUGCCGAACCUCACCAUCGGGCCGUGUGUGGUACAGGCCCUUCGCCGACGCUUCCCCGCGGCCUUUUUCGACGUCCACUGCAUGGUCGCGCGGCCGGAGCGCUGGGUCGAGGCGAUGGCGAGCGCGGGGGCCUCGUUGAUGAACUUCCACCUUGAGGCCACGGAACACCCGCGCGAGAUCGCGCAGGGGAUUCGCCGGGCCGGAAUGAAGGUCGGAAUCGCCAUUCGGCCCCGAACGGCGAUCCCCGAUCCCCAGCUGACCGAGCUGCUCGCGGAGGGUCUGGUGGAUAUGGUGCUGGUGAUGACGGUAGAGCCGGGCUUCGGCGGGCAGGCGUUUAUGCCGGAGAUGAUGCCAAAAGUCCGGGCGCUGCGGGCGGCCUAUCCGUCUUUAAACAUCCAAGUCGACGGCGGGAUCUCGGACGAAACGAUCGAGACUGCGGCGGCCGCCGGAGCGAACGUCAUCGUCGCCGGGACAUAUAUAUUUAAGGCGAAGGAUCGUCGGAAAGCGAUCGAGGGGCUGCGAAAUACCGUUGCGAAGUAUCUAUGCCCCUAA